GUCGUUUUUGAUCUUCCUCCCCCUCGCGGGCUGUCAAUCGUCGCCCGCUUUCUUCACUCAACAAAAACAGCCAACACUUCAUCUUCAUUGCUACCGUUGUGUGACCAACAUGAUUCUGUUCGCCCGACGGAAACUCCCAUUGCCAAUCCCACUGCAGUAUCUCGUCUGCAAAGCCGUUCUCUCACCCCAACCCUUCCAAAACCCUAACCCUAGCCCUUGCGCUAAAACCUCCCCUUUCUCCACCCAGUCCUCCAAAUUCCCCGAGUACGAGAUGCCGUCCGUCACCUGGGGGGUGGUCCAGGGUCGCAAGGAGCGACUCGUAUCCCGCGUCAUCAUCUCUGACUAUCUAAAGUCCAUAGGCGUCAUCCCCAACGAGCUGGAGCAUCUCGAGCUCCCUUCCACCGUUGAAGUAAUGCGUGGCCGCGUCGAGUUUCUCCAGCGCCUCGGACUUACCGUGGACGACAUGAACGAAUAUCCCCUUAUGCUGGCCUGCAGCGUCCGGAAAAACAUGAUCCCAGUCCUCGGCUACCUCGAAAAGAUUGGCAUCAGCCGCUCCAAGCUCGGAGAGUUCGUUCGAAACUACCCCCAAGUUCUCCAUGCUAGCGUCGUCGUCGAGCUUGUACCCGUCAUAAAGUUCCUACGCGGCCUCGAUGUUGAGCGCCACGAUAUCCCUUACGUUCUCCAGCGCUACCCAGAGCUGCUCGGUUUCAAACUCGAGGGCACCAUGAGCACUUCGGUCGCUUAUCUCGUCAGUAUCGGCGUCUGGCCGAGGGACAUCGGCCCCAUGGUGACUCAAUACCCUUAUUUACUUGGCAUGCGAGUUGGAACCACCAUCAAACCUCUAGUCGAAUACAUAAUAUCCCUCGGAGUUCCCAAGAGGAUUCUUUGCAGAAUGCUUGAGAAGAGGACGUAUAUUCUUGGGUAUGAUCUUGAAGAGACCGUGAAGCCCAACGUUCAUACUCUACUCAGCUUUAGUGUGCGGCUGGAGGCCCUGCCAUCCUUGAUUGCCCAAUAUCCGCAGAUUCUUGGGUUGCCUGUAAAGGCUAAGUUGUCGACCCAGCAAUACUUUUUCAGCUUGAAGCUUAAGAUAGACCCUGAAGGAUUUGCUCGAGCUUUGGAGAAGAUGCCUCAGAUUAUUAGUCUCGCUCAGAAUGUUAUUAUGAAGCCGGUGGAUUUCCUCAGGGGUAGAGCCAUUCCUGAUGAGGAUGUUGCCAGGAUGAUUGUGAAGUGUCCCCAACUGCUCGCAUGCAGUGUUGUGCUGAUGAAGAAUAGUUACUAUUUCUUCAAGAGUGAAAUGAAGAGACCGAUGAAGGAGCUAUUUGAAUUUCCGGAGUAUUUCACCUACAGUUUGGAGUCAAGAAUUAAGCCGAGGUAUCACAAAUUGGCUAGCAAGGGGAUUAGGUGCAGUUUGGCUUGGCUUUUGAAUUGCAGCGAUCGGAGGUUUGAGGAGAGAUUACGGGCUGAUUACAUUGAAGAAGAUACCGCAGGACCUUCUUUCCUUAUGGGCGGAAAGUUAGAGAUGCCUGGGAGUUAUCUGGUAUCUGAGCAGGAAGAUAGUGACAGUGACAAUGAAGUACUUUACAGGAGGACUGUUUCUCUGUAACAUAUUUAUUUGCACUUGUGGCUUCUUUGGCGGCUAUUGAAGUUUUUUAUGCUGUAGUUGCCAUGGAUGCAAUCAGUGCCGGCACUACGAGCUCCUUCUGCAUAAUGCCCUGUAAUGUCAUCUUAGAUUCAGCUUGCCGGCAAUGUUGGAUGAGUUCCUGGCCAUAAGGUGGCGGGUCUCAUUUCAACACCUUGGAGGAAGGACCGGAGAAAAAUGAUCCCUCGUCUCACUUCCUGUUUGUGGUUUUCUUUAAUUUUGGUCCUAGUGGAAGAGGCUCUAACAGUGAGAAUCUUUGAGUAGAGAAAGAAGGCUUGAAGGAGGACAUGCCAGAAAGACAAAUAACAGGUAUUAAAACAAAGCUAGUCACACUAACACUGUUAUAUAUUUUGUUAUCAUUAAAUUUAAGCAUGUUUUUUAUUUGGAAGAGGAUGUGUCAGAAGGGAAAUAAUAUGUAAUAAAGCAAAGCUAGUUAUUUGUUUUCAUUAAAUUUAAGGCUGUUAGUUUCUAGUAAUUUAGUUAUUAUUUUAUCAUACAUGAUUAGUACUGAUUUAUCUUUGGAAGAGGAAGUGUCAGAAUGAGAAAUGACAUGUAUUAAAGCAAA
Dendrobium catenatum is the source of this 2204-nucleotide messenger RNA. RefSeq names its product transcription termination factor MTERF4, chloroplastic. The transcript has 2 exons. Lineage: Eukaryota; Viridiplantae; Streptophyta; Magnoliopsida; Asparagales; Orchidaceae. Gene Ontology annotation, molecular function: double-stranded DNA binding. The record is from RefSeq and is a predicted model, not a curated record. Gene Ontology annotation, biological process: regulation of DNA-templated transcription. Bases 110 to 1603 code for a protein of 497 amino acids.